AUGAAGUCCCCAGGCUAUUUCCUCAGCGCAUUGAUCGCUACAAUGAACAUCCACCUCAGCGCCGCUUAUUCUGAAUCCUAUGACUUCAUUGUCGUCGGGGCCGGUACCGCCGGAGGCUACCUUGCACACAAGCUCGCCACCUCGCCCUAUUCGCCUUCUGUGCUCCUCCUGGAGAACGGGCCGAACACACUGAGCAACAACACCAACAAUCCGGCCGACAAUCCGAACCUGAAGUCGCUCAUUCCCGGUAAUUUCGCCGAGAAUGUGGCCAGGCCGGACACAAAUUAUAUGUAUAAGACUGUUCCGCAGAAGCACCUCGAUGACCGCGUGCUGGUGUACCACAGAGGCCGUGGCCUCGGCGGAACCAGCAACCUCAACUAUAUGGCCUGGAUCAAGGGCUACAAGGGCGAUUUCGACGAAUGGGCGGAGAUUGUCGGCGACCAGAACUAUGGGAGUAACGAGGGCUGGGAGAGGAUCAAGAGAUUGGAAUCGUUUGACCCUAAGGGCUUGCCAAAGGCCUACGAGAAAUAUGCUUCCCCGGACAUGUCCAGCCAUGGUACAAUGGGCCCAAUCCACAACACUCUCCCAACGAACCCCCUCCCGGGUAUGGGUUCCUUCAUCGACGGCUGUGUUGAAGCCGGUAUUCCCAGAGCCUUGGACACAAACUGCGGUCAGAACAUUGGUGCUGGAUUGGUCAAUAUGGCAAUCUACAAGGGUGCCCGUGUCUCGUCAGCUACUCAGUGCCUCAACGAGGAGGGCGAUAUUGGCACCGGUUUGAUCCGCCCAAGAAACCUCGAGGUCAGAACUGAUACCAAGGUCGAGAAGAUCCUUUUCGACCAUAAGACUGCCAUUGGUGUUCAGGUCGAAGGAGGCCGCAAGUUCUUUGCCAAGAAGGAGGUUAUCAUUUCCGCCGGAUUUAUCGACUCUCCAAAGCUCCUUCUCCUUAGCGGUAUUGGACCUAAGGCCGAUCUCCAGGAGCUUGGAAUCAAGGUUGUCCACGACUCCCCCAAUGUCGGAAAGAACAUGCUCGACCACUCCACCGUCCUCCUCGAUCCCAUCUUCAAGCAGGAUCUCCAAGUCCCCACCGGAAACCUCCUCUUCUCUGAGCCCGCUCGUGUUGAUGCCGAGAAGAAGCUUUGGCUCGAUACUUACCAAAAUGGCAAAGGUGAAGCUCGAGGCGAGAUGGCCCGAUUCGGAGCCUCCGCUGGUGUUGCCUUCAUUAAGUUCACCGAGGAAGAGCGUGAGCAGUGGCCCGAAUGGCAGGCUCUCUCUGAUGAGGACCGCUCCCGCUUCCUGGACAAGGGCCGUCCCGACACCGAGAUCUUCUACCUUAUUGGAUACAAGCCUCCCGGAAAGGACUUCCCCGAAGGCACCUCGCCUAACUCGUAUGCCCGCCUCUUCCUCCUGCACCAGAACCAUCUCGCACGCGGAACCAUCAGCCUCAACUCGUCCAACCCGUCAGACGCCCCUGUCAUCGACCCUCAGUACUUUUCGCACCCCUAUGAUGUCCGCAUCAGUAUCGAGACCAUCAAGAAGGCUGUCGAGAUCUUCAAGACCAAGGCCCUCUCCGCUCACUUUGUCGGCAUGGAGUUCAAGGGCUGCGCCGAGGACCCAGCUUGGAUCCAGGACUCGCCCGAGAAGGCUGAGGAGAACCGCCUCAAGGCAGAGCAGAACGGCGGUUUCUAUGUCAAUGGUAUCGAUAUGACCGAUAAGGGCAUCGAGCACUGGUUGAAGAGCAAGGGUCUCGACCAGGGCUACCACGGCAUGGGAACCCUCAGAAUGGGCAAGGCUGGUGACAAGAUGAGGGUUGUCGACUCCAAAGGCCGUGUUGUCGGUGUUGAUGGGUUGAGAAUCGCUGAUACCAGUGUUAUCCCUGUCGUCAUGAACAACCAUCCGCAAGUGUCUGCAUACCUCAUCGCCGACGUCGUCGCCGACGGUAUCCUCCGCGACCACGCAGCCUCAGGAAAGCGCCAAAAGCGCCAGAAGAUCAUUAGACGCUUCGACUAG
This is a messenger RNA of Morchella importuna, 2007 nucleotides long. RefSeq lists its product as uncharacterized. The record is from RefSeq and is a predicted model, not a curated record. Bases 1 to 2007 code for a protein of 668 amino acids. Gene Ontology annotation, molecular function: oxidoreductase activity, acting on CH-OH group of donors; flavin adenine dinucleotide binding. Lineage: Eukaryota; Fungi; Ascomycota; Pezizomycetes; Pezizales; Morchellaceae. The transcript is spliced from 5 exons.